Messenger RNA from Mucor velutinosus, 417 nucleotides. RefSeq lists its product as uncharacterized. Bases 1 to 417 code for a protein of 138 amino acids. Gene Ontology annotation, biological process: actin filament depolymerization; actin filament severing. Gene Ontology annotation, cellular component: actin cortical patch; actin cytoskeleton; cytoplasm. Gene Ontology annotation, molecular function: actin filament binding. Lineage: Eukaryota; Fungi; Mucoromycota; Mucoromycetes; Mucorales; Mucoraceae. The record is from RefSeq and is a predicted model, not a curated record. The transcript has 5 exons.
AUGUCAUCUGGUGUAGCCGUCAACGACGAGUGUCUCUCCCUCUAUCAAGAUCUCAAGAUCGGUAAGAAGUACAAGUAUAUCAUCUUCAAGUUGUCCGACAACAAUGCAGAAAUUGUUGUUGAGAAGAAGGCCGAGAGUGGUGACUAUGAUGACUUCUUGGCUCAGCUCCCUGAAAACGAACCUCGCUAUGCCGUCUAUGAUUUCGAUUAUGAGAAGCCUGGAGAGGGUAAGAGAAGCAAGAUUACAUUCUACGCCUGGAUUCCUGAUACCUCCAAGGUUCGUCAAAAGAUGUUGUACGCCUCCAGCAAGGAUGCUAUUCGUAAGAACUUGGUUGGUUUAGCUAUUGAAAUUCAAGGCACUGAUGCUUCUGAGGUCGCCUAUGAAGCUGUUUUGGACAAGGCCAGUCGUUCUGCUUAA